AUGAAAGCGAAUUCAAAAUCUCUUUCUUAUUCGAUUAAAAAGGAUCUCUAUUUAUAGGUAUGUAUAUUGAAGGAAAACCCAAUAGAUAGCCCAACUGAAAUCAAAACUCAAUGAAUUAAUAGACUAUCAUAAAACAUUUGAGGUUGUUUAAUAUGUUGAACAAUAAAGAGAAUGGUUACAAAAACUAUUUUAAGCAUGA
Molecule: messenger RNA, 199 nt
Organism: Paramecium pentaurelia
Lineage: Eukaryota; Ciliophora; Oligohymenophorea; Peniculida; Parameciidae
Source: the annotation of a GenBank genome assembly